Molecule: messenger RNA, 1404 nt
Organism: Pseudozyma hubeiensis SY62
Lineage: Eukaryota; Fungi; Basidiomycota; Ustilaginomycetes; Ustilaginales; Ustilaginaceae
Product: predicted rRNA processing protein
Exons: 1
Coding region: 1-1404 (467 amino acids)
Biological process (GO): RNA processing
Cellular component (GO): nucleolus
Molecular function (GO): RNA binding
Source: RefSeq, a predicted model, not a curated record
AUGCCUGCCACGAGAACAGGCCGACAGAGCUCGCCGAGCAAGGACGACGGCAGUCCGUCCAAGAUGCGCGUACAGCCCAUGCGUGGCGCCCGUCUGCGCAGUGCAUCACCAUUCUUUGAUUCUACAAGCACGUCCACCAGCGCCGUCACAUCGCAGCAGUCAUCUCAGUCCUCGUCACCAGCCAAGGCAUCUCCAUCCAAGUCUGCUCGCCCCUCGCCAAGAAAGAAGGCACCUGCCGCGUCUAGUGCGCUGCAACCUCCGCCAAGACGAUCUACUCGUUCGCGAUCCCGUUCGGUCGAUCCAGAGAGCCUGCACGUCAUCGAGGAGGUAUUCGUGCCAUCCGAGCCCCGGGAUGCGUCCGACACGCCCGACUCGGACGGUGGAGAGUCACGGUCCGGCGCCGAUCAAACCCAAGCAAGCGCAAUACAAGAGCACAGCCUCGCCUCAAUAUCCGAAGAAACGGCUCACCCCACAAUGUUUCCGCUAAGCGGAGGCACCGAGGAAGGUUCCUCGAGCAACUCCUCAGACAGUGAUUCGGGAUCCGGCUCGGACUCGGACGCAAGCUCGAACGACGAUUCCGAAGUCUCGAGCUCAGCGUCCGACUCGGAAGACGAGCAGGGAGACGACUCCGGCGUCAUUGACCUGGAUGCGCUUCUCAAGGCGUCUCAACAAGCGUACAAGAGUCGGAUUCCCAAGCCUGUCGCUCAAACUCGGUUCGAGGACAAUCAGGAUGUCAUCUCGAUUGACGGUGGCUCGGGCAGCGUACAAACCGGCAAGCGUUCCAGCAAGAACCUGCCUCUCGUCGUCAAAGCCAAGCAUCAGAUGGCCAAACUGCAGCCAAAUGCUGACAAACGACCUGGAGCUUCUACAGACAAGCUCGACCAACAGAUCCGAGCGCUCGAUCAAGGAGAUCUGGCCUCGGACAAAAAAAAGUCCAAGCACGCCCGUACCGUCCAAACCUCGACGGGCUCCAGCUGGUUCGACAUGCCCGAAUUCGGCGCCUCUGCAUCGCGUCUGGCGACGCUCAAGAAGCAGUCGGGUGCUGACCGCGGCCACGCCAAAGUCACUGGUGGCGAUGCUCGACUCGCGUCGGCGGAACAGCUUCGUCGCGAAGUCCAGGCGCUCCGACUGCGUAACUCCCUCGAUCCCAAGCGAUUCUACCGAGCGUCGGCCAAGAACCAGGCCAUGCCCAAGUUUGCACAGCUCGGCAAGAUCAUCGCUUCCCCGCUCGAGCCAAAGGCGGUCCUAUCUCGCCAGGAGAGGGGACGAACCGUCGUCGAAGAGCUCAUCCGCGACGCCGAAGCGGCGUCCUACGCCAAGCGCAAGUUCGCCGAAUCGCAAGCUAGCCAUCGGACCAACUACAAUGGCCGUCGCAAGCCUUCCUCCAAGAAGAGGCGCACUUGA